Messenger RNA from Anopheles coustani, 4398 nucleotides. RefSeq names its product leucine-rich repeat and calponin homology domain-containing protein (gene Lrch). The record is from RefSeq and is a predicted model, not a curated record. Bases 442 to 3195 code for a protein of 917 amino acids. The transcript is spliced from 9 exons. NCBI's taxonomy places the organism in Eukaryota, Metazoa, Arthropoda, Insecta, Diptera, Culicidae. Gene Ontology annotation, molecular function: protein binding.
UCAGGCCUAUCAGGCAUCGGGUUUGCGUAGUUGCUUGUCCCGUUCGAGUGGCACCAGAAUCCGUUCUACCGAUACAACGUUGCCCCGGCAACGGCAAUUGAUCGGGUUGAGCAGCUCCCGACCGAGUCAUCCCCCGUCCGCAGCACCAGGGGUACCAGGUGUAUAUUUUGUUUGCAGAACGUGGCAGAGGUUGGAAGGAAGCGGGGCUGAAUAACCCAGCCUAGUCGUGGCGCGGAAAGAUGGACUGUCGGCGACAGUAGAAAAGUGAGAAAAACGAGUGAAAAAGUGUUAUUUCCGUGUGUUCCGUCUGCUGCCUUCUGCCGGGGACUACGCCCGGCCAUCGCACCGACCGGCUCCUGCGGAAAACGUCAAUCGACGGACGGGACAGGCCGCUCUGCGAGAGUUUCCGGUGCGGCUCGGACCGUCUAGCGGCACGAAACUAUGGCCGUUGCUGCCUGCCUCAAAGCUUCCCAGUCCGUUGCUGUUGGGUACGCCGGUCAAACGCAGCUAGGUGGAGGCAUGAACGGCAUCGGGGGCGGCGUCGGGGGUCACUUGCAGAGCCAGCUGACCCGCUCGCUGGAACGCAUCCUAGAGGAUGCCCAUCUCAGUGGCGAGCUGAAGCUGAGCGGCCGCAAACUGAAGGACUUUCCGAAGGCUGCUGGCAAAUACAAUCUCAGUGACACUGUUAUCGCUGAUCUCUCCCGCAAUCGAUUUUGUGAGCUUCCAGACGACAUCACAUGUCUAGCGUUUCUCGAGCGCCUGUUGGUCUACCACAACACCAUCCGCUCGGUUCCGGAAACAAUCCGCGGCCUACACUCGCUUACGUACUUAGACUUAAGAAACAACCAACUUUCCGCGCUACCGCGCGAAAUCUGCACCCUACCUCUGCAGGUCCUACUGGUGUCCAACAAUCGGCUGGCGACACUACCCGAUGAGCUCGGUCGGAUGGACAAGCUAACCGAGCUGGAUGCGGCGUGCAACCAAAUAACGCAUCUUCCGGCCCGGAUGGGCGAUCUUCGCAGUCUGCGUUCGCUGAAUCUGCGCAGCAAUCAGCUCGUCUACUUGCCUCGUGAUCUCACCUGCCUGCAGCUGGCAUUUCUGGACAUCAGUAGCAACAAGAUUGCCACACUGCCGGUCGAACUUCGGCAGAUGAGCUCGCUGGUGGACUUGGAACUGUGCAACAAUCCGCUCACUUCUCCGCCGGCCAGUCUUUGCGUACGUGGACUGGUGCAUGUUUUCAAGUAUCUCGAAACGGUGGCGGCACGGGAAGAGAAAACCAAAACCGGCCUGGACGGGCACGCCACGUUGCGUCGGACCGCGCUGGCUGGGAAGAACAGUGGCAACUCGCUGCUGGACACUCACCAGCGGAAUCGACGCGCCCACGUUGACUCCGGCUACUGCACCAGCGACGGUGGGUUCGAGGGUAAGCGAUGGAUGCACGAGGAAGAUGCACAACACCUACCAAGCACCUCAUCGCCCAAAUGGUCCCCCAUUCCCUUGCACUCUGGUUUCACGACACUGCCGCGUGGCAUCGGGAGUAACCAUAAUACUGCCUCUACUCUGCCCUCAGGUGGACAGCAGGUUUCUCUAGCGGCUCACAAUUCAGCCGGUGGUGGCUUGAACGAUGCCAUAGCGGAAGGUGCCGGUGGUGUGGUGUGUUGGGAGGAAGAGUUCAGGAAGAAUGCUCAGCAGGAGCAACAUCAGGAUCGGAAGCAGCUGUCGAACAACAAUAGCAACGAUAUUUCUCCCGAGGGAGACCUGAUCACACCUGAUGGCACAAAGGCAGACGACAAGGCGCGCGCACUCUCCAACUACCAGACGUACCGCGAGUACAAAGAGGCCCUGCGGCAGCAGCGCAACCUGGACUCGGUGUACCGGAGCAAGGAUCAACCGCUAACACCGGACAGCGGCGGCUCGGCAACCGACUCACCGGUGAGCAACGUUUCGCCAUACACCAAGUCCAUCUCGUCCUCAUCCGUGUACAGCAGCAGCAGCCAAAGUUCUCCCGUUUCGCCGCAUCACGCCGGGAGUGUGCAAAAAAUGAACCAAAUCAACGCAAACGGUACCCACACGGCGGGCGGUGCCAAUCACUCCAGUCCGCUUCUCUCUCCUAACCGCAACGGUGGCCAAGGGUCGGCACACGAAGAAGGGGCCAGCGGCGGCGGCGGCACACCCAACAAACGUCCCGUGCAGAAGGUCAUUCCGUCGCGGAACAUUAGCUCGACACACCAAAGCCAACAGCCAUCGCCAACCCAUCUGAAUGGCAAUCACCAUCCGUCGUUCAGUGCCGGCUCCAGUUCCGUGGCCGGGAGUAAUGGUACGCAGGGAAAAAUUCCACUAGCGAAUGGAUCGGGAAAGACGUCAUCGCUGGCGGGAGCCGGCAGUCGUGCGGGCAGCGAGGAAUAUGCCUACGUCAAACCGAACAGUCCGUGCAAAACGACAAGCGGAAUUCUUACCCACAACAAUGUCCCUCCCUCGUCAAUACCGAAACCAACUGCACCGAAUGGCGGGGGAUUAACUUCACCGGUGCAAGCUGGCCAGAAGCCGUUAACUGCAACCGUGGGAUACGUCAAUAACGCUAAACCUGGACAGAAAACGAAUAAGACUGUCUCCUGGAACCGGGACGUACCCACGGAAAAGCUAAGCUUUACAAUGCGCCGUGAGUUUGACAAGCAAAAGGAAGAAACGGAACUGAUCGAACAGUUGCGGCAAAUCAUCGAAACACGCCUCAAAAUGUCACUCCCCGAGGAUAUUGCGCCGGCCCUGAUGGACGGUGUUGUAUUGUGUCACCUCGCAAACCACGUGCGACCCCGCUCGGUCGGCAGCAUCCACGUUCCAUCGUCUGCGGUGCCCAAGCUAACGAUGGCGCGAUGUCGAAGGAAUGUGGACUAUUUUCUCGAUGCAUGUCGCAGGAUCGGCGUUGAUGAGAAUCUACUGUGCUGCGCCGCGGACGUCCUGGAGGGUCGCGGGACAGUGCAGGUUGCGAUAACGGUGGUAGAGCUGCUCAAGUAUCAUAACCCGACCGCGAACGUUCGCUCGCCCACGCGCAACCUGUACGCGACCGGCAGUAGUAGCUUUAGUAGUGGAGGUAGUAGUACCGGCAGUACCGGCAGCAAUGGUGCCGGUGCCGGUGGGCCCAAGUCCAGCCCUUCCUCGUCGUCACUGUCGUCGUCCGUCAGCGGCAACGGUACAUGAGAUUCGGACAAUAACUAUCCCCCGCCGGGCAGCAGCGAUGCACCGUCGAGGCGAAGUUUACCGAACUCCUUGAUGACAAUCGCCGGAGGAAAGCUGUCAACGGUGGACGACGAAGUUUGGCGGAUUUAAACAUAUUGAGCACUUCUCAUUCAAAAUUAUUCUUCCUAUAUUCAUUCUGUGUCUCGUUGUAGGUCGCUGUGGUAAAAUCCAUUUUAUUUGUAAUUAUAUGUACAUAGGUUCUCAUUCUCUCGACGGGUUUAUGUUGGUUUAGUUUAACAAUCAGUUUCGCUGCACGAGCGGUAGAGUUUAUGGACAAUAUUUAUGACAAAAAACAAAAUAUAAAAUCAUCUAAUUUAUUCGAUCAACUCCCCCUUUUUCCCAUGCUGAUCAGUAGAUCGUAAAAGCAGUAAUGUUCCUCAGUCCGCUCUCAAGGCUAGACUUAUUGUAUUGUUUACCCCAAACUCUCAGCUUAUCGGAUGCUAGGGUAGGAAGUGUACGAUUGGCGAGAGCCUUUCAAUAUAGUAAACCCAUUUUUUGGUGUUACAAAGCGUUCUCUCAAAUAUAUAUAUCGACAGGGGCAGGUGUAGAAGGUCGGUGACAAAUGAUGCCAUGCUAGAAAGUAAAACCAGGGAAUUUGAAACUCCUAGAACACAGAACCGUUAAGGGUAGUACUAACUAUGAAGAUAAGUCUGAAUUUGCUAUGGAUUUUGAGGAAACCGGAAACUAUUCUAUGAAUAGGACCAUCAAAAACAGGUUUUAGAGAAUGUUUUAACGAGCGUCGGGAAUGGAAUAUACUUCGCACACGCAGGCGUAGGAAUGGUGUUCCAGUUCACAGGAUAAAGAUCAAACUAUUGCAUUACUUCAGGUUUCUCCUAUAUUACGCAAAUAUUCAAUCGCGAGUGAUUUUAUUGUAGACAAACUCGAAUGCACUGUGUCUGAUAGAAAAUAGAAAACGGAGAAAGUGUCGAUCGUCGAAAAACCGCAUUCAAGCGUGUUGGGUUGCUUUAGCUCAAUCAGGUGAAGCCAAAUUGAACAAACUACUACAAGUCUUGGAUUGGUGGAGGUCCGUCGGCUGAGAUUUGAGUGUAAACGAAUGCCAAGGCAUAAAAAAGUAUUAAGCGAAGGAUUUAAUCUCGUCACACUUCGAUUGCAAUAAACAGGAAUAAAUAUCAACGUAAGCAAUAUGCAAUAAAAAUUCUUACA